AUGUCGUUUGAACACAAUUCAUAUUACAGCUACGGCCAAACCAACCAGAACCUACUGUCUGGAAAAGCCUACAGCCAUAUUCCUCAGCAACAACAGCAGCAGCAGCAGCAGCAGCAAUCACCGAAUGUCCCAUCUCUGCAGCAAAUGAUGUACUCAAUUCCACCUCCGCUGUCACAACAGCACAUGGCUCCCUAUUAUCAACAGCAAUACCAACAAAUGCAAGCAGCACCGGCGCCAACAUCGACACUGGCACUGGCACUGGCACUGGCACAACAACAACAACAAGCAUUACCACCAGCACCUCAACAGCAGCAUUAUAACAAUAAUGGAUCACAGUACUUUGACCCUAAUAUGACUAGCAACUACAUAAUGGGUAUAUCUGCAACUCACAAUCUACAAUCAAAUCACUAUCAACAACCACAAUUUUCAUACUACAAUAUGAACCAACCCCUGUACAUGCAACAACUACCACAACCACAACCACAACCACAACUACAAUCAACAGCACAACCACUACCACCAGCAAUAGCUCCACCACCACAUCCUACAAGUGCACCCGCACCCGCACCCGCGCAGCAUGGAAAAUCCACAACACCUGAAAAUGGAAAGUCAAAAACACGCACUUCAAAACGUAAGCAACUGCAACUGCAACUGCAACUGCAACUGCGCCUGCGCCUGCGCCUGCAACUGCAACUGCGCUCGCAACAACAGCAGCUGCCUCUGUUGUCACAACAGGGUCGUCGCCAAGACUCUGUAGAGGUUGCAUCUACAAUGCAGUCUCAUAGCUUGGUGAUUUUCCCCAAUUUCCCCGAAAGGUUGCAAAAAGUACUCCCGCCACCCCCCUUGUCAAAAGCCCCUAUACGGCCAGAUAUUACUGUAAGCACAACUGCUAAAAGGGCUAAACGCAAGUCUAAAUUCAGUCAGGAACAAGACGACUUGAUUGUGACUUUGAAGAAAAAGGGUAAGAAUUGGGUUGAAAUUGCCGAAAUAUUAGGUGUAGGGUCUUACUUAGCAGCAAGAAAUAGGUACCAAGUUAUUGUUGGGCAACAAGGAAAUAACAACUCGAGCGCCUGGGAUAACACAGACAAACUAUUUCUCAAAAAUUUGUUGGAUGCAGCAGAAUUUGAAAAAUGGAGAUAUAUUACUGCUGAAUUGAACAAAUCUACGGGAAAAGUGUUUACUGAUUACGAGUGCAGAGAAGUUAUUCGUGAACUAUUCUGGCAGGACCCAUCCAGCUUUGGAGUCAGCGAAGAUACAAUUAAGGAGAGCAUCAAGGAAAAGAAACAAACAGACAAGAUUAUUGAGCAACGAGAACAACAACGAAAGAAGAAAGCUAGCAUUCUUGAAGGGAGAUAUGAAGCGUACCCAAGUUCAAACUCGACAUCUUCCACUAGCUCUGCAAGCCAGCAAUUGGCACAGCCACAUUUGCAACCACAACAAUCACCACCAGCACUAGCACUGGCACCAUUACAACCACAACAAACAUCCCAGAACCAGCACCAGCACCAGCACCACCAACAACAACACCAACACCAGCACCAACACCAACAACAAAUGGGCGUUUUUCAACCUAGACUUUCCCAACUCCCAUAA
Lodderomyces elongisporus is the source of this 1593-nucleotide messenger RNA. It is a transcript of the gene AAF1, whose product is annotated as C2H2-type transcription factor AAF1. Lineage: Eukaryota; Fungi; Ascomycota; Pichiomycetes; Serinales; Debaryomycetaceae. The coding region runs from base 1 to 1593 and encodes 530 amino acids. The record is from RefSeq and is a predicted model, not a curated record. The transcript has a single exon.